This is a messenger RNA of Letharia lupina, 627 nucleotides long. RefSeq lists its product as uncharacterized. Lineage: Eukaryota; Fungi; Ascomycota; Lecanoromycetes; Lecanorales; Parmeliaceae. The coding region runs from base 1 to 627 and encodes 208 amino acids. The transcript has 2 exons. The record is from RefSeq and is a predicted model, not a curated record.
AUGGCACAGACCAAAGUGUCGAUUGGUCCCAAUGGCAACUAUUUCGCCACAUUCCCUGCUGCUCGUGCAGCCUGGAGCUCGAUACCUCCAAGCCUGGAGAGACUUAUCGAUUUAGAACAGCCAAGCCGUACGCCAACGUUGGUCACAUUAGGGGUUAAAAAGACGUGGUUUGCUCAAUGGCGUGACGGAAAUAGCAGCUGCAAUUUGGAUUCUGAGUAUCAGAGGUUGGAAGAGCUGCUGAGAAGGCAUGGCAAGUUGGGCGUCGAUAAUAUCACCCUCUCACCCAGCCAAUCAAACCAGUUCGCCGUCUCUUUCAGAGACGGCUCCUCUCAUAUUCGCGGGCCAGUCUCCGAAACGAAUCUUCGCCAAUUGAACGCCAUCAUGAUAUCCGCCGCGCAAUUGUCCCAGCAACCACUUACCAUGCAAAUUCAAGUAUGCGGUCUGCACACCUCCUCACCGCCAAUAGAGCUACCCACGCAGCUAUUGAACAUGUCGAAGAUCACAUUUCCAGGUACGCCUGGAGAUAGGAUUGGCAGCGAGUACAAAUCCACUGCCAAGGGAGUGCGAAAGGGAGCGAAGGUCGCAACGUUUGUGGCGAACAAUUCGUCAAAUUGUAUGAUUAUGUGA